Messenger RNA from Petromyzon marinus (sea lamprey), 1143 nucleotides. NCBI's taxonomy places the organism in Eukaryota, Metazoa, Chordata, Hyperoartia, Petromyzontiformes, Petromyzontidae. The record is from RefSeq and is a predicted model, not a curated record.
AGUCACCCACGCAGAGUCACCGUCAUCAAUUUCGCGACCUUCCACCUCCCGCUCCACAGCCCCUCGAUAGCGGCCUGCCAGAGAAGGGAGCUGAAGAUGGCCAAGGAGCUGCAGGGCAGGGCCAGCGAUGAGCGCUACGGAGUCAUCCGGGUCCUCGACACGUUCCAAUUCCGCGGGCACAAUUGCCUCGUCGUCGAGCUCUUGAAGAGGAGCCUCAAAGACGUCGUGAGAAAAGGGAGCGCCGGGCGGAUCUACCCGAGGCGUCUGAGGGAGUACACCGGGGCCAUCCUCGACUUCCUGCUGUACGCCAAGGGGCGGGGCGUCGUCCACGCGGACAUCAAGCCGGACAACAUUCUGCUCACCGCGGACGGCAAAGUGAGGGUCAACGACUUCGGAUGCAGCUUCUACCUGAAGUAUAAAACCCAAACCGUGGGCGGGACGUUGCCCUACAUGGCCCCGGAGCUGCUGCUGGGCUACCGUGUCACCUGCGCCGUGGACAUGUGGGCCCUGGGCUGCACUGUGGCCGAGUUGGCCACCGGCAAGGUGCUCUUCAAUUCACAGACCUACAAAGACCACCUGCACCGCUGCAUCGAGAUGCUGGGCAUGCCCCCGAAGAAGAUGGUGGACGAAGCCCCUUACAGGAAAAAUUACUUUGACUCUGAGGGACUCCCCGACAACCUGUCCAAGCUGAGGCCACCGGGAAGUAUCCCCCUGCACCGCGUUCUGUGGGGCCGUCACCCUCAGCUGGUGGACUUCGUCAGCCGCUGUCUGCAAUGGGAUCCGAAACUCCGGAUGACGCCUAAGAAGGCGCUGGCUCACAGCUGGCUCCAAACCAUCAUCACCACCACCACCACCACCACGAGCAGCACCCCCACCACCAGCAGGGCCACGCCCACCACCAGCAAGGCCACUCCCACCGCCAGCAAGGCCACUCCCACCGCCAGCAGGGCCACUCCCACCGCCAGCAAGGCCACUCCCAACGCCAGCAAGGCCACUCCCACCGCCAGCAAGGCCACGCCCACCGCCAGCAGGGCCACUCCCACCGCCAGCAAGGCCACUCCCAACGCCAGCAAGGCCACUCCCAACGCCAGCCAGGCCACUCCCACCGCCAGCAGGCAGAAGCAAGAGACAGGCUCUGCUUGA